Molecule: messenger RNA, 1419 nt
Organism: Neoarthrinium moseri
Lineage: Eukaryota; Fungi; Ascomycota; Sordariomycetes; Amphisphaeriales; Apiosporaceae
Exons: 1
Coding region: 1-1419 (472 amino acids)
Molecular function (GO): acyltransferase activity, transferring groups other than amino-acyl groups
Source: RefSeq, a predicted model, not a curated record
AUGUCUAUUUCCACGGGUGGAAGCGCAUUGUCACCACUUGACUGGCUUAUGCCAAGGACAUACGUGACACAAAUCCUUUGCUUUCCAUCCUCGAACCCCCAAGUCUUCCAGACACUCCGACAUGGGCUCCAGGGCGUGGUUACCGAUAUUCCAUAUCUGUGUUCCGGAGUGGUAGCCCGAGAUCAUCCUAAGGGCUCGGUGCAACUCACCGCCUCGUACCAAAAGUUGGAUGACCUGCUGUCUCAGAACGAUCUUACCGAAAGCUUGGACUACUCCACCCUCAAAGCUGCCAACUUCCCACCUUCGGCCUUUCCAGCUUUCGUUGUGGCCGCCUCAGGCCCGCGACUGGAGCCCGUCUUCCGUGCCAAGCUGUCACGGGUGAAAGGGGGCUCCGUGCUGAGCGUUGCGGUCCACCACCACACGACUGACAUCACUGGGUUUGGGGUGCUGCUCAAGUUAUGGGCCUCACGCUGCCGAAGCGGCUCUUCAGCUAAUAUUGGGCUCGAUCCGAGCUGGUAUAAUCGAGAAGCAAUCUCCGGCCCACCCGAAGAAGCUGCAAACGAUGAAUCAAGGGCAGUGCCGCAGCUCAUUCAUAUAGUAGAACAGGAUGCUUUGCCUCAAGCCGCUGCGACUAGAACCCCAGAACUUGAGUGUGAGACCCGCAUUUUCUAUCUCCCUGUGGAGUCACUACGGCGAGUCAAAGACUCAAUCAACGGUGGUGGUCAUCUUGCAUUUUCAGGAGCUAAAGCUCAGUGGGUGUCGACCGGGGAUGUCCUCACAGCGCUGCUCUGGAGUGCAACAGUGAACGCAAUGCACCACGCUUCGGGCAAUAGAGGUGAAGGUGAUAUGAAGGAGCACUACACGGCCGGUGUCCCCGUAAACUGUCGGGCGAGGCUUAACCCGCCUUUACCAAAGGACUAUCUUGGAGCCGGUUUUGCAAUGACGGUGGCUUCUGUCUCAAAAGAUGACUUGCUGUCUCUUUCUGAUCGGUCAGCUUUGACGUCAGAGAGUAUGGAGCUUGGUUCUGGAGACAUCCGAAUCUGGGCGAGAAUCGCAGGUGCUAUCCGCACUUCAAUCAGCAGCGUUGACGGGGAAAGCAUACGUGAUGCCCUACGUUAUGUUGCCUUGCAGGAAGAUAUCACAAACAUCAAGCUUGGCCCUCACCAUGACGGCAUUUCCCUCGUGUCCUGGGCUGAUCAAGCAGCAUAUGAGCUUCAGUGGGGAGAAACGGUUGGGAAAUGCGACGCCGUAAGGCUGCCCAAAUUGACAAAACGACGAUUCCCGAUAAUAUUGCCACGGGUCCCCUCGGCUGAAGGAGUUGAUGGUGGUUUCGAAGUCAUUCUAAGUCUAGAUAAGUUGACCAUGCAGCAUUUUAGUGAAAGUCGGCUCCUUUCAAUGUUUGGUACAAUGAAAUGUUGA